AUGGCAUCAAAGGUCAUCAUCGUGAUAGGAGAGCUUCCUGAGGGCAUCAGCCUCGUGGUCUGUGAGUACCUCCUCCAAAAGCCACAGUCUGCGAGGCUCGCCGUCGUCGGCCGCGGCAAGCAACAGCUGGAAGACAUCAAAUCGCCAAUUGCAAGUGCUCGCCGACGACCUUUCCGAUUCCUCGCUAGGAAAACAAUCAGUAGACCUAGCAUUGUCAAGACGGGGCAAAUUGGAUGCUAUGUGCUCAACCCUGGUGUUUGGGACCGCGGCGCUGCCAUCUCUCAGCACCUUGAAAGAUGCUCGAAAGCUGCCAUAGAUCAUCUGGCCACGGAAGUAUCCAUCGAAGAGCCUGAGGCAACCACCGUAUCUGUCAAGCCUGGAGUGGUCAAUACGGAGAUGCAGAAACAAGUAGCGAUCCAAACAUGCCGCCGCACAGGACCCCAAAGAUGUGGAGCAAUUCACGAGCCUUCACGAGAAAGGUGCUUCGCUCCAGCCAUAUCAGCCAGGAAAUGUUUUGGCGAGAUUGGUCUUAGAUUGGUCCGAAAGGAUCGAGUGGGCAAAGCUUGA
Molecule: messenger RNA, 567 nt
Organism: Letharia lupina
Lineage: Eukaryota; Fungi; Ascomycota; Lecanoromycetes; Lecanorales; Parmeliaceae
Exons: 4
Coding region: 1-567 (188 amino acids)
Source: RefSeq, a predicted model, not a curated record